GCGUACAGUAGAUGUUUCGGACUUUUUUUUGGGAGACAACGGAGGAACUUGGGCGAGGACGUUGCUGGCUUCGUGGUGUCACCCCGAGUACUGGCGAACACGGCCAAGUGAAGGCGGCAGGUGUCGGCGGGUACGAUUAGGCCCCGACGGGAAGGGCAGUUCCUAGUUUCGGGUCGGAGAAGAAGCGAGUUACGGACAGCACCGGAGGCUGGCCGUUGGCAUGCUACGUGUCUCGGAGGAAACGGCAGCCCGUCGGUCCUCCUGCUAAGCGACAGGCAAGUCCCGGAGAGGCGCCGGGACCGCGAACUGAACAAGAGACUUCAUCCCGAGGGGAGGCCCCGCGUUUCGCGGUGCUCUUCUCAUGCUCGGGAGUAAAGGAAUCGGCUUCCGCGGGCCUCCAUUACAAAUUCCGUAUCGAGUUUCAGAGAAGCAGCAAAACAACCCCGGGCUUCUCGGCUUACAUUGCGCGUCAGUCCUCCUGUCGAGUUCUUCAUGACGAUUCACUGCUGGGGACAGGCGACAAAACGAACACCUCGUUAAAGGCCUGGUCAGGGCGAGCCGCCGAGCGACGCGUGUGUCCCGGGAGGGUAGACCGCCAAACCCUCGGAGGCGGACGGACUUGAAACUUUUCCCGUAGGCUGUCCGAGUUAGCAGAAGAGCAAGAAGGUCGACCACAGAGGGCACAUCCCGCGUCCAAAGGAGCUCCGCAUGCACUUUAAGAGCGAGCCCGCUAGCUCAAGUACCUGACGAAGGGAUUUUGUGAUCUUUCCCUCGAGAAGGAGCGCGCGAGCCGCUCGGCUCACCUGGAUGGAUCGCGUUACCCUCGACGACUUUCUAGAAACCCUAAAACAGCAGCCGAUGGCCACCGCGGUCCUGCAGUCCACCGUGUAGUUCCGUCACUGACUCUACCCGAACUUCACGAAAGCUUCACGCGAGCAAGGGACACCGAAAUCCGUGAGGACAGGCCGGGAGAGGCCGCUGCCAUGUCGGAGCCCAAAGCGGCCAGCCCCACCACCGGGGACACGUAUAAAGGCUGGCUCUUCAAAUGGACCAACUACAUCAAGGGCUACCAGAGACGCUGGUUUGUUCUCAGCAAUGGACUUCUGUCCUAUUACAGAACGCAAGCAGAAAUGGGCCACACCUGCCGGGGCACAAUCAACCUGGCCACGGCCAAUAUCUCGGUGGAGGACUCGUGCAACUUCAUCAUUUCAAACGGUGGUGCCCAGACCUAUCACCUGAAAGCCAGCUCCGAGGUGGAACGGCAGCGCUGGAUUACUGCACUGGAGCUCGCCAAAGCCAAAGCCGUCAAGAUGCAGGCCGAGUCGGACGAGUCUGGAGACGAGGAGCCUUCAUCUGCUCAGGGCGACAAGACGGAGUUGCAGGCCACCCUAAGAACGUUGUCCAGCAAAGUAGAGGACCUGAGCACUUGCAAUGACCUCAUAGGCAAGCAUGGCAGCGCCCUGCAGAGGUCACUCAGCGAGCUUGAGAGCCUGAAGCUUCCUCCUGAGAGUAGUGAGAAGAUCAAGCAGGUCAACGAGAGAGCCACACUGUUUCGCAUCACUUCCAAUGCCAUGAUCAAUGCUUGUCGUGACUUCCUGUCUCUAGCGCAGACUCACAGCAAGAAAUGGCAGAAGGCACUGCAGUAUGAGCGGGACCAACGCAUCCGCCUGGAGGAGACUCUGGAGCAGCUGGCAAAGCAGCACAACAAUCUGGAGCGAGCCUUCCGCGGUGCCACCGUGCUUCCUGCCAGCAGCCCCGGGAGUGCCGGUUCCUCGAAAGGCAGUGGCAGUCACGGGAAGGGUGACAUGAGUGACGAAGAUGAAGAGAAUGAAUUUUUUGAUGCGAUGGAGGAUGCCCCAGAAUUUAUCACUGUGCCAGCUGACCCCAAAUAUCACAAGCGCACUGGAAGCAACAUCAGUGGAAUCAGCAGUGAGCUCGCCUUGGAAGACCAUCUGAUGGAGGAGCAGCCAGUGGCAGCCAACCAUGAAUUGUCAACGAGGGAGAUUGUGCCGCGUAAAAAGCGACGAAACCGCAUUCCCGACAAGCCAAACUACAGCCUGAACCUGUGGAGCAUCAUGAAGAACUGCAUUGGGAAGGAGCUGUCCAAAAUACCCAUGCCAGUGAACUUCAACGAGCCGAUCUCCAUGCUGCAACGUCUCACCGAAGACCUGGAGUACUAUGAGCUGCUGGACCGGGCCGCCAAGUGCGAGAAUUCGCUGGAGCAGCUCUGCUACGUGGCGGCCUUCACCGUCUCUUCCUACUCCACCACGGUGUAUCGCACUGGGAAGCCUUUCAACCCUCUUCUGGGGGAGACCUUUGAGUUGGACCGCAUGGACGACUGUGGCUACCGAUCAAUCUGUGAGCAGGUGAGCCACCACCCACCUGCAGCCGCCCACCACGCAGAAUCAAAAAGAGGCUGGACCCUGCGGCAGGAGAUUGCAAUUGCCAGCAAAUUUCGGGGGAAGUACCUCUCCAUCAUGCCCCUAGGAAGUAUCCACUGCAUCUUCGCAAACAGCAACAAUCACUACACAUGGAAGAAGGUGACCACUACAGUGCACAACAUUAUUGUGGGCAAGCUCUGGAUUGACCAGUCUGGAGAGAUAGACAUCGUCAACCACAAGACGGGGGACAAGUGUCACCUCAAGUUUGCGCCUUACAGCUAUUUCUCGAGGGACGUUGCCCGCAAGGUCACUGGAGUUGUGACUGAUCCCAGUGGUAAGGCCCACUUCAUCCUGUCUGGCACGUGGGAUGAGAAGAUGGAGUUCUCCCGUAUCAUGCAGAGCACCAGGGGAGAGAAUGGCACAGAGGGAAAGCAGAAGACGGUCUACCAGACCCUGAGAGCUAAGGAGUUGUGGAAGAGACACCCUCUGCCUGACAAUACAGAAAACAUGUACUAUUUCUCAGAGUUGGCACUAACCUUGAAUGAGAGUGAAGAUGGAGUGGCUCCCACUGACAGCCGGCUGCGCCCCGAUCAGAGGCUGAUGGAGAAUGGACGGUGGGACGAAGCCAAUACGGAAAAGCAGCGCCUUGAGGAAAAGCAGAGAACUGCACGGCGCAAGAGGGAAUCUGAGGCAAUAAAGGCGACUGAGGAUGCGGAACCUGUGGAGUCUUGGGCCGAAUCGCCUGUGAAAAGCACCCACGUGGACAGCUACAAGGCUCUGUGGUUUGAGCGGCGAGAGGACCCCGUGACUCGUGAACUGACGCACAUCUACAAGGGCGGGUACUGGGAGGCCAAGGAGAAAAAGGACUGGUCCGGGUGUCCCGACAUCUUCUAAAGGAGCGCUCCGGGGACGGGACGGGACGGGAAGGGCAGCUGAUCGCACUUGGCAGAGGCGUUUGGCCGCGGCGACGGCGUCUGGGUGGGAAUGGGAGUGCGGGGUGGGGGAAGGGAUCUCGUUGACAAGACCCUUUUAGUCUGCACUUAAAAACAAAAUGAAGAAUCAUCAUCUAAAUCGAGUACCGUUUAAUUACCGUCAUCGAACUAUAAUCCGAUUUGGUGUUUUCGCUAAUUUCCGCCAGGGCUUUGUGUCUCUUGACCCGCUGCGCCGUUUUUCACGCUCGCCAGGACGCGGCGCAGGGCGGCAAGGCUUCUCCCGCUAGAGGGCGCCCGAUUUCAUGGCGCUCCGCAGCAUAGCAACUCUGAAGGUGACAAAAGGCAGACCUGGCUGGCGAGGCCGUUCUGCCCCCCUGCUGCCCACCUGCUUUGACGUUCGUCUGCUCGCACAGCACACGGGGGUCGAUAACCUUUUUUUAAUUUUUCUUUUUCAUUGCACCAUUUUUGCCUUUCUCCCCCCUACCCUCACAUGACUCGCUUAUUUUUCACAAUCGUCUACAGGAGGAGGAAGAGGAAGAAAGAAUUCAACAGUCGGCCCAUCCGCCUCUGCAUUACACUCGAGGGUUGACGUCGGCCGGCCACGCGCUCCACUACUUGUCCCGAGACCACCUCACCACGCGUUCAUGACACGCACGUUGGCGGCGGGGCGAGGGCGAGCAGAGAUUUGCCAGCCUGCGCCUACCGAGGGCACAAAGGAAUUUGGGGGAGGGGGGGGGUUGAAUCUCGCCACCUUCACACACGGAACUGUCUUAACGCUGUGUCUGUCUGGGCUGAAGGGAAUCUUCCGGAAAACAAAAUGUAUUUAAUUUGAAAAAUAAAUGAAACAUAAAGUCGAAA
Messenger RNA from Erpetoichthys calabaricus (reedfish), 4171 nucleotides. It is a transcript of the gene osbp, whose product is annotated as oxysterol binding protein. Gene Ontology annotation, cellular component: intracellular membrane-bounded organelle; cytosol; membrane. Bases 984 to 3275 code for a protein of 763 amino acids. The transcript is spliced from 15 exons. NCBI's taxonomy places the organism in Eukaryota, Metazoa, Chordata, Cladistia, Polypteriformes, Polypteridae. Gene Ontology annotation, molecular function: sterol binding. The record is from RefSeq and is a predicted model, not a curated record.